GUCAGGCAGCAGCAUUCAACGUGAACUUCCAGCGGGCCGAGGGCUACCCCAUCGACCUGUACUACCUCGUGGACCGGUCCAACCCCCUGCUCAAUGACCUCUUCCACGUCAAGAAGCUGGGGGGCAACCUAGUGCAGGCCCUUAAGGGAAUCACCGAGUCAGGCCACAUCGGCUUAGGGUCCCUCAUCAACACGCACCCUGAGAAGAUGCAGGACCCGUGCCCCGACCAGGAGAAGGCGUGCCAGCCCCCACUCGCCUUCAGGCACGUGGUGAAGCUCACCGAUUCCAACCAGUUCCAGACAGAGGUCGGGAAGCAGCUGAUUUCUGGACACCGGGAUGCCCCCCAGGACGGGCUGCACGCCCUGAUGCAAGUGGCUGCGUGCCCGGAGGAAAUCGGCUGGCGCAAUGUCACGCGGCUGCUGGUGUUUGCCACGGACAAUGGCCUCCCUUUUGUGGGCUCCGGGAAGCUAGGCACCAUCCUGACCCUCAAUGACAGCCGCUGCCACCUGGAGAACACCACGUACAAACGCAGCAAUGAAUUCGACCGCCCAUCGGUGCGCCAGCUGGCCCAUAAACUGGCUGAAAACCGCAUCCAGCUCAUCUUUGCUGCGACCGAGAGAAUGGUGAAAACCUAUGAG
Messenger RNA from Equus quagga, 638 nucleotides. RefSeq names its product integrin beta-2-like. Gene Ontology annotation, biological process: integrin-mediated signaling pathway; cell migration; cell-matrix adhesion. Lineage: Eukaryota; Metazoa; Chordata; Mammalia; Perissodactyla; Equidae. Gene Ontology annotation, molecular function: integrin binding; amyloid-beta binding. The transcript has 4 exons. Gene Ontology annotation, cellular component: cell surface; integrin complex; focal adhesion. The record is from RefSeq and is a predicted model, not a curated record. The annotation marks the transcript as partial.